This is a messenger RNA of Ruditapes philippinarum (Manila clam), 922 nucleotides long. RefSeq lists its product as uncharacterized. Gene Ontology annotation, biological process: sleep; regulation of synaptic transmission, cholinergic; positive regulation of voltage-gated potassium channel activity. The record is from RefSeq and is a predicted model, not a curated record. Lineage: Eukaryota; Metazoa; Mollusca; Bivalvia; Venerida; Veneridae. The transcript has 3 exons. The coding region runs from base 189 to 608 and encodes 139 amino acids.
UAUAUAUAUUCAAAUUCAAUAUUUAUACUUAGAUAAAGUAUUUGCGUAAAAUUAAUGACAACGGAACAACACUGUGUGAUUGUUAAUAUUAAUAAAGUGUUCGUUUAAUUAGUAAACAAUUAAAGCAAUACUAAGUAUCGAGAGAGCAAAGUUACUUGAAUUUUAUUGUAUUUGGCAUAAAUUCCAGGAUGGUCAAGUAUAUGGAGAUAUCGAUAGCUACUAUACUUCUAUUUAUAGUAAUAGACAGAAUCGGGCCAGUGGACGGUUUAAAAUGUUACAACUGUGACACGAGAAAGCCCGAUCACCGUGCUGUAUGUGGGGAACACUUCAAAUUGACGAAAUCAAACACGAGCUUUCUAUUGGACAACUGUGAAUAUUGCAGUAAAUAUCAUUUUACAAACACUGGAGAUGUCAUCCGCAACUGUACGUUAAAGAAGGAAAAAAGUUUUACGUUUAAGUUUGGCUGCGAAAACAAGGAGGUAGGCGGUGAAACCGUGAAAAUCUGUGCUUGUGAGGAUGAGUUAUGUAAUGGCGCCAGAUCGCAUUUGACGACGAUGAUACUUGUUUAUUUGCUUGUUUUUCUUGUCAUAUUCAUUUGUCAUUUCUAACUUUGACGUUUUCAUGUUCAUGUAUUUGAUUGAUAUUGUUAAGUUGCAGUGGCUUACAAAUGACUCCUUAGAUCAAAUAUUUAACAAUUCUAAGAAAGUUUUACAAGAUUUAUUUAUGCUUGGACUGAACAACAUUUUGACUACCGUGAGAGAGUGCAAGGAUAUUUGGUUAUCUAUGGUAUUUCAAGGAGAACACUAUAUAUUUUUUUUUUCAUUUUAAAACUUCUUUUCAAUAGAUCAUGUAUAAAUACGAAUGUAUCGUAAAAAUUGAUAUGAAAAAAUAACCGCUAGUGUAAUGAAUAGAUGAGAUAGUA